AUGCCUAUGAGUAAGAAUAAGCUGAUUUUACUCCUUGGAAUGAUCUGUUUGGAACAAGAUAAAUCUGCAACUAUUUCUCUUUCCAAAGCUCCCACUUGUGGGCAGAGUUUGGUAAAGACACAGCCUUGGAAUUACCUUAACAUUUUCAGUCGCAUUGUUGGGGGAAGCCAAGUAGUAAAGGGCUCUUACCCAUGGCAGGUGUCUCUGAAACGAAGGCAGAAGCAUAUCUGUGGAGGAACCAUCAUAUCCCCACAGUGGGUGGUUACAGCUGCUCACUGUGUUGCAAACAGAAACAGUGCAUCAGCUUUGAACAUUACUGCUGGAAAACACGACUUGAGCCAUACAGAGCCAGGAGAGCAAACCCUCACCAUUGAAAGCAUCAUCAUACACCCAUAUUUCUCCACCAAGAAACCAAUGGACUAUGAUAUUGCUCUUCUGAAGAUGGCUGGCACCUUCCAUUUUGGCCAGUUUGUGGGACCCAUGUGUCUUCCGGAGCCAGGAGAAUGGUUUAAGCCUGGACUGAUUUGUACAACUGCAGGCUGGGGACGCCUGACUGAAGAUGGCAUCCUCUCACAAGUCUUGCAGGAAGUGAACCUGCCCAUUCUAACCCAGGAGGAGUGUGCAGCAGCUCUGUUAACCCUAAAGAAACCCAUCAGUGGGCGGACCUUUCUCUGCACAGGCUUCGCAGAUGGAGGGAGAGAUGCAUGUCAGGGAGAUUCAGGAGGUGCCCUCAUGUGUCGGAACAAGAAAGGAACUUGGACUCUCGCUGGUGUGACUUCUUGGGGUCUGGGCUGUGGUCGAGGCUGGAGAAACAAUGAGCAGAGAGAUGAUCAAGGAUCCCCUGGGAUCUUCACAGACCUUAGCAAAGUGCUUCCCUGGAUCCAAAAACACAUCCAAAUUGGGAAGUGGAGAAAGAGCUCCAGAGCCUCAUGCAGUGAGGAGAAUCAUGUGGUCAGUGAGUCUGAGGGGGAGCUGCACUUCCCAGAAAGCCCCUACCUGUAUUAUGAUGGCAAGCAACUGUGUGUCUGGACCCUGUUGGUACCAGAGGAAAUGCAUGUGUUACUCAGUUUUUCCCACUUGGAUGCAGAGUCUUGUCACCACAAUUACCUCUCAAUAUAUUCUUCAGAAGACAGACUUACUGGGAAGUUCUGUGGAGAAAGGCUUGCUUCCUCAGUUCUUGUUGCCUCCAACUCUUUAAGACUGAAGUUCUUCACUGAUGCCACAGAUUAUUCCACCGGGUUUAAUCUCACCUACAAAGCUCUUAAACCCAGCUACCUCCCUGAUUCAGGUUGCAGUUCCUUAACUGUCCUUUUUGAAGAAGGUCUCAUACAGAGUCUCCAUUACCCUGAAAACUACAAUGACAUGGCCAACUGUAACUGGGUUUUUCAAGCCCCCAAACAUUAUCUAAUUAAGCUUUCCUUUCAGAGCCUGGAAAUAGAGGAGAAUGGAGACUGCACUUCCGACUAUGUGACAGUGCACCAGGAUGUAGAAAGGAAGAAGGAAAUAGCUCGGUUGUGUGGCUUUGUUGCCCCAGCCCCCGUGCUGAGCUCCUCUGGUGUAAUGCUCAUCAGCUUCCAGUCGGAUGAAAAUGUGACCUUCAGAGGCUUUCGGGCUACAGUUGCCUUCAUUCCUGAAACAGUGUCACCUCCAUUAAACAUCUCCAGAUCAGAGGAUGAGUCAAUGUUUCUGGAGACAUGA
Phyllostomus hastatus (greater spear-nosed bat) is the source of this 1698-nucleotide messenger RNA. RefSeq names its product ovochymase 2 (gene OVCH2). Lineage: Eukaryota; Metazoa; Chordata; Mammalia; Chiroptera; Phyllostomidae. Gene Ontology annotation, biological process: proteolysis. The record is from RefSeq and is a predicted model, not a curated record. The transcript is spliced from 16 exons. Bases 1 to 1698 code for a protein of 565 amino acids. Gene Ontology annotation, molecular function: serine-type endopeptidase activity.